AUGCCGACAGAAUUAGAAGAGUUGGUUGGCUUCAUCACCGACCCUAAGCCAGAGAUUCGAGCCCUUGCGACAGAGCAUCUAGUUCCCUAUUCGGCGUCGCAACCAGCCAUAUUUAAGGCGGAAAAGUUAAAGCCCAUAAAUAAUUUGAAGCUGCUUAUUAAGGACCACCCGAAAAUAGCCGAGCAUGUGGUGACUAUACUGAUCAAUCUUGCCGCGGAUCGAGAAAUCCUCGAAGCUCUAGCUACGGACGAUAAAUUUUUAGAGGAGAUCUUGAGGCAAAUCAUCGUCCCCACGGAGCCCAACGCGAACCUCCUAUCUAUGCUGCUGGCAAAUCUUGCAAAAUGGGACUCCAUGAAGAGAGUCUUAGACAAGAAGCAGCCACCGACACGCGAACUCGGGGCAAGCGAUUCGGUCAUGAAUCAGUUGGUUGAUCUGUUUGUUAGGGGUGCGGCCGGCACAUACAACAAGGAUGCCGACUUCGAUCAUUUAGCUUACCUCUUUGCCGAUCUAACAAAGCACCCUGAGAUACGACAUUACUUUGUGCGGGAGCAAGAGUACGACGGGGUGAUACCUCUUACGAAGCUCAAGGUCUUCACCGAGCACAAGUCAGACGUUCGACGGAAAGGAGUCGCCUCCUCUAUUAAGAAUGUAGCCUUUGACGUGCCGUCCCACCCCCUCUUCCUAUCCGAAGACGACAUCAACAUCUUACCGUAUAUCUUGUCACCGAUCAUGGGGAAUGAGGAGUACGACGAGGACGAGAUGAUGUCGAUGUUGCCCGAUCUUCAACUGCACCCCCCGGAUAAGCAGCGUGAUCCCGACCCAAACAUCAUUCAGACUCAUGUCGAGACGCUGCUGCUUCUAUCGACCACCAGGAAAGGUAGAGAUCAGAUGCGCGAGGUCCAGGUAUAUCCGAUUAUUCGGGAAACCCACUUACGGGUGGAUAACGAAGGUGUCCGCGACGCCUGCGAGCGGCUGGUCCAGGUGCUAAUGCGAGACGAGGAACUGGAUAAGGAGGCGGAGCACGCCAGAAAAGUCGAAAGGAACGGCGCCGGGAAUGAGGAUGAAGAUGACGAUGACCAGAUCAUCGAAGUGUAA
Molecule: messenger RNA, 1095 nt
Organism: Durotheca rogersii
Lineage: Eukaryota; Fungi; Ascomycota; Sordariomycetes; Xylariales; Xylariaceae
Product: DUF383-domain-containing protein
Exons: 4
Coding region: 1-1095 (364 amino acids)
Source: RefSeq, a predicted model, not a curated record